Molecule: messenger RNA, 6364 nt
Organism: Daldinia vernicosa
Lineage: Eukaryota; Fungi; Ascomycota; Sordariomycetes; Xylariales; Hypoxylaceae
Product: putative SCC2 protein
Exons: 3
Coding region: 431-6154 (1907 amino acids)
Biological process (GO): replication-born double-strand break repair via sister chromatid exchange; regulation of gene expression; establishment of protein localization to chromatin
Cellular component (GO): Scc2-Scc4 cohesin loading complex
Molecular function (GO): chromatin binding
Source: RefSeq, a predicted model, not a curated record
CUUAGGCUAGGUACCUAGGUACUUAGGUACUUAUCUGGCAAUGACCCGUCCCAGCCUUGAAACCCGGUCUGCAAACCGAUCAAUCAAAUUACCUAAAUCUUCCUUGAGUUACGCAAGGCUGCGCUAUCAGGCUGUUCGUUCGCGUCCAGCCAGCAUUUCCAACAUCCAAUCCUUGUCGCUUCUUCAGACUUCACAUAUUUACUUCCUAACCAACAACAAACACUCCAUCGUUAUCGCAUCGACUUUCGACUUUCGGGAUCGCAAUUCAACUCGUUUCAUGGUACUACGUAUGGAACGACCUACACGCUUACCCUGUCCUCCACGGUAAAAACGACUGCAAUGAGUUGAUAGCAUAACGGCUUCGACGUAGCGGGAAACCGAGUAGCUUGGCCAUCGUGGAUAAUACGACUAAGGUGUCGGUAGCGCUAUCAUGGCGAACCCGUAUAAUGGCGACCAGAACGGCCAGAAUGGCAUGGUGCCUCAUUUCGACCAACAAGCCUAUCCGCAAGCCAGUCCCGAUGUCCUCCAGCGACAGAAUGGCUCGAGACCCUUCACGUUAAAUGAGGCCCUUCCUUAUACGCCAUUCACCUCGGUCUUUCCGUUUGAACCAGAUAUUAUCAGCAAUCCUACUAUCGGAUCCGGCCCGUUCGCACCGUCCCUUACCCGCCUGGUCUCGAGAGAAGAUUACGAUGCCUUAAACCAGGAGGCCGAGAAUUCUGGCCAUUCUAAACGUAUCGAGGGAAGCCUUGAGUUUGUGCAGAACCUUCUCAAGGCCGAUAAGAUCACGAAAUUUCAAUUCAAGUCUGCGCCGAAAGCUACCUCUCUAGUCAAGCGAUCGUCCCAAAGUCUGGCCGAUGGCAUGUCCCCCUUUGCGAAGAUGGUUUAUGAUAAUACGUCUAUAUCCUUCCACUGCUCUACUACCGAAACCCCCAACAUCUCAACACCCAAUGGCCACAACAUGUCGCCACGGAUCGCCAAGAAAUCGCCCAAGGCGCGUAGACAAGAACCGCCUAAGGUUGUUAAGCACAAUCCAGCUACUUUAAAUGCGCAGGCGGUUGCUCACAAUAAAUCUCGGAUCGAGGUCCAUCUUCCUACACGAAAGGAACUGGACGCAGCCGCGUCUAUGUAUACACCAACAAGACCGCCUGUUCCGCCUCACUCCUCUGCAACGCAAGCUCAGUCCCAGACAGUUUCACUUGCGGAUAUAAUGGUGACGCCAAAGAUACCAACUCCCUCGGCCUCGCAAGUCCCACAAGUGGCUUCUCCAUCAGUAACCAAAGUGAAAUCCGAAACACCCCAGCCAACGCAUGCCGCUCUGGAAACCCCCGAACCGCUAGAAAUUUCUGGGCAUUCGUCUUCUGUAAUGGGCCAAAGCCUACACGGCUCAUUAUCAAGCUCCUCUAAGCAGGGUAAAAUUAGUAUUGAAAUACCCGCAGCGAGCUUUAAUAAAAACGAAUUUGCAGUGGUCCCUGAUUCGCCAGAUACCCCUGCUCAUUUGUCAGCGAAGAGGAAGCACACUUCUCAUGAAGAACUCGAAGACCCCCUCGGGGGUGAGCUCAACCAGCGUGAACUCGCCAAUGCCGCGUUUGCAGAUCUGCGUAGAUGCUUCCAAGAGAUAUUUACUGCCGAGGAUCACCUGUCAAAUCAGUACGCAUCGCAUUUAGUAAUAUUGACGAAUGAGCAGGAACCUACUAUGACGAUAGCUGCACAUGAUAAAGCUCAAAGGCAGAUAAAUAGAGCCAUUGACCUUGGGUGUUUCCGCCAGGCCCCCCUAGAUGACCUUCUCCGAAUCCAAAGUUUAAGCGAGGGUUCUUUGAAGCAUGCCGAUACGCUUGAAUUCAAACUGGAUGAGGCAUGGGGUGAAACCGAUGUUGGCUUUUGGGUCCAGCAGCUUCACGAUAUCGAAAUGGGCCUUAAAGCUGCUCGUACGUCAUUCCGCAUUAUGUGUGGCGGUCGAGAGGAAAAGCAACUGUACUCCGAAGACUUGAUUCAACAAGGCCUAAAUCUAUUCAGAAAUGUUAUAGAGGACAUAAUCAUCCCUACGGCUGAGCUACGGAGCACCGGUCCGACGAGUAACUUAUUUCGCCUCCUUACGAUACAUAAGAAGGCCAUUAGUACUCUAUUCACGACCUGCCAAAAGGUCUUUUCCCUAAUGUCAGACCUCAUAGCCAGCAUUGACCUCUCUGAAACCGUCGUGCAUACUCUCGAGUUCGUGGCAUCGCGUCUCAUUUUCGUUGAGAACGCGCAUACGGAGAAAGAUUCGGUCGUCGGGGUCCAAAAGUUUGACACGCUUCGUUUGGUAGCUAUGAAUGUUUUAUCGCAGAUAUUCCUCAUGAAUCCCUCCCAGAGGGAAGGCAUCUUCAAUGAAAUUUUGACGUCCCUUGAGAAGCUACCUAUCGGUAAGCAAAGUGCAAGGCAGUUCAAGCUUUCAGAAGGGAAAAGUAUCCAGCCUGUCUCGGCCCUGAUCAUGCGACUAAUCCAAGCAAGUGCCGGGAAGGUGGAUGAUCGCAAAGAGAAGCUUCGCGGCCGGAUGAUGCAGACCAUAGCAGAAGAUGAGGGGAAUAGCGACCCCGUCUCUUCCGCUGAAGGUAUUAAUGGGAAGGCUGAGACUACAUAUGCGAUCAAGACGGAAGCAUCUGCAGCAGUUCAGCACUCGACAGCUAUCCAGGAGCUUCAGGCUCUUGCAAAACCCCUGACCGAUGGCGCUUACCGCAAUGCUACGUAUGUCGUCAACUUCAUUGUGAAGCGGGCGCUAAGAUCGACCAAGUCGGGAGACACCCCGUAUCGAAAUUUACUAGAUCUGUUUAUAGAAGACUUCACUACAUGUCUAGAUUCCCCGGAUUGGCCCGCGGCAGAGCUGUUGCUGCGGCUUACGAUGUACAUGAUGUUCCAGCAGAUGGACGGCGAUAAAAAUGCGGCGCCGGCGAGGAACAUGGCAUUAGAACUCCUGGGCGUUAUGGCCGCGGCCAUAACAAAGUUACGAUCCCACGUCAGGAAGACCGCCACCAAUUUCGAAGGCAGCGACUCGGACGAACUGGGACGAUGGCUUGCUGAUCUAGCUCUAAAUGUCUUAGAGGGUAACAAGUCGAUGGAAAAGACGGUCGGCUGGCUAGGGCCGUAUCGCGUCGUCUUAGAAUAUCUGCAAGAUCGUCUAAGCGACGAUCCCUAUCUUAAAGGAGCUAUAUCAUAUCUGAUAACGGAUUGGGGGUCACAAGUCAGCCUCGGGUACGAUUCCGCCGAAGGUGAAGAUUCGGAGGAACGAGACCGUGAAUUUGGGAGGAUUGCAUUUCGCCUCCGUAAUAUGAUUGAGGAUCCGAAAUGGCUCUCUCGGGAGUAUAGCUUCAAAUCCGUGGUCUCCAAUUACGCAAAGCUCUCCCACUCGAUCAUCUUGCUCAGAUCGAGUUUCUGUGCGUCAUUCAAAAAUAUCCUGAACAUACUCAUGGGAUCCAUGACUACAGAUCAGGCAACUGUGCGUAGCCGUAGUCUCAAGAGCGUUAAUCACGUGCUUGACACCGAUCCUACCAUCCUUGACGGCGACGGCGCUUUCAUCGAGCUCAUCCUCCAAUGCUCUAACGAUCCUUCACCUCAAGUGCGCGAUUCAGCUCUUGGCCUUAUAGGAAAAUGCAUGAGCAUGCGCCCUAGGUUGGAGGAGAGGAUGACUCCAACGGUAAUACAACGAUUCCACGAUUCUGGGAUUGGCGUGCGGAAGCGAGCAAUGAAGUUGGCUAAGGACAUAUACUUAGGGAACGAUAGCAAGGCAGUUAGGAGCAAGAUUGCGUAUGAAUUGUUAAUCCGUACGCAAGAUCCAGACGAGGGUGUACGAGAGCUCGCCAGACAGAUGAUAGAAGAAGUUUGGAUUUCGCCUUUCUAUAAGGAUGACGACUCGGUAGCCUUCAAGCAAUCUCUCACCGAUCAUGUCGCCCUCAUGGUCCAGACUGUUAAGCAUGGAAACACCGCACUCAUUCUUGAUAAGCUCUUUCAGGCAAUACUAUCGCCCGACUCCAAACUUGUUGAAGCUAAUGUCAGAGUUUGCGCAAGACUUGUUGCAAACUUGGUUGACCUUAUCAACAAUCCCGAAUCGGAUGAUCCAUCAAUUCCAUCCAGUAGAGACGCCUUCCAGGUUCUCAUGAUAUUCGCAAGAGCGGACCCGAAGCUAUUUACCUUUGAGCAGAUCCGACAAUUAGAGCCUCAUGUCGCUAGCGUUAGUACCAGUGAAGACCUAGCAGUUUCGAGAGCCGUUGUUGUCAUAUAUCGCCGUGUACUACCACAGGUAUCCAGCGUGCAUUCGAAAUUCCUUUCCGAUGUUCGCAAGGUUCUUAUGCCUGCUACCUCUAAAGUAACUAGAGUACUCCUUGACGACGUUGUAGCUUGUAUAUGGAUCAUUAGCGAACUUCUCCAGUCAUCCGAAAACCUCGCGCGCCUAGUACUAUCAUGCCUUAAAGGUAUUCAACUAUUAAAUAAGAAGGGGCCACUUGACCAAACAAAGAUCAGACAGUUUGACCGAUAUUCUCUUAUCGUUGGGAUGGUCGGUAAACAUUGCAACCUAGAUAGCCACGUGGACCGUUUCAGGUCCGAUUCUAGUCUGCCAAAGUGGAAGGGCUCCGUGUCGAAACUCAUGGUAGACGUUCUCGUCCCUUUUGCAAACCCCUCGCACCCAGCAACUGUGAGACGGCCAGCAUUAGAUGCUAUUGGGCUAAUCUGCCAGACCAACCCUAGGAACUAUGUUGCUGCUAAUGUCUAUACAACAUUCCAGCAGGCCUUCGACGAGCGUAUCCCUGUUUUAGAGACGAUGGUUCUCCGAUCUUUCAAGGAAUUUCUCCUAAUAGAAGAACAGCGGUCUGAGCAAGCGGCCUCAUCAGCAGCUACCGGCAAAGAGUCCAUUAAGAAAGACUUGAAGGUUAUGGGUAGUACUAGCUUUGAUGAUGUGGCGAGCGCGACCACGCAGCGGUUCCUCAAGGACAUUACUCGCAUUACUCUAUCGACCUAUGAUGACCACGCCUUCCUAGCUAUGGAGGUGUUGGCAAGUAUUAAUCGACAAGGUUUAGUGCACCCGAAGGAGACCGGUGUUACCCUCAUUACACUUGAGACUUGCCCAGUGUCUAGAAUUUCAGAGCUCGCAUACCACGAGCACAGAGCGCUUCACGAAAAAUACGAGAGCGUGCUUGAAAGGGAGUAUGCAAAAGCCAUACACUCAGCCUUCCAGUACCAACGUGACGUCGUCGGGGACCCGCGAGGUGCGACCAAGGAUUCGUUGACGCCGAAACUUCAUCUUCUCACCGAAGUACUAAAGAUCAGCAAAUCCAAAAAUCGCGUUAAAUUCCUUGAGAAGCUUGUUGGGCAAGUCGAUUUUGAUCCAUCAAAGCUUCCCACAGAUCAGGCAUUGUCACCGCACGUCGAGUUCUCUCGCUUUAUAGUUGAGAAUAUUGCUUUCUUCGAGUUCGUCACUGUCGGCGAGCUACAGGCUACAAUUACUGCCAUGGAGAAGAUGGUAACUGCAAUAGGAUCUGGUAUUGCCCAAGCUAUCGAGUCCGAAAUCUUCCAGGUACGCAUAGACCAAGCCUCUAUCUCCCAGGAACCCGUUGGUGGCGGGGAACAGCCAGCGGCCCCUGCGCCACCUCCCGUUGAUCAGCAACGGCUUUGCCAGUUAGCAGCUGGCUCGACUAUCCUCCUUAUUCUUUGGGAGGUACGCACUCAUCUACGUCGGUUAUACGGGCUGGGCUCCAAUCGACGCGAGAAUAAUAAAGGAAAGGGUGCCCCGAAAGAUCUUACUAAGACCCCAAUAAAAGCUCCAGGGGUUACCGGAGACAAAGUCUGGGAUGACCUCUCCAGGAUCAUGUCUGCAUUGGAUACGCCGGAACGCAUGAUGGAGCAGUGCAGGGCGUUUGUGGAACUUCUAAACGUCGACAGCGAAGUCAAAGUCCCUGAUGAAGAAGAGUUUGACCUUGAGGGUGAGUCAAUACUUACGGAUGCCGAAGGUGAAGAAGACGCGGUCGAUGUUGACCCCCGCGGUCGAAAGAGAAAGGCGGGAGCCGCUCCUGGAGGACGAAAGAAGCGAGUGCGGUCCAAUUCAAAGCCCAGACCCCGAGGCCGGCCUAGAAAACAGAGCAUGGAGGCGGUGGAGGCGGACUUAGGUACCGACAUGGAAUGGAUUUGACGAAGAUCAUCGACCUCAGAGUUUUCCACGGUAUAAACAUAAUGUUCAAUUCUCUAUUAUACCCUCGCAACUAUACAUAUCCACGGACAACCAUCCCCGUAUACACAAAGAGAUAGAGGGUGGGAAGUGCUACAUUACCGCACAGCAUGAAGGGUACAUUUAUGAGCAUGAAACCUGGCGUUUAGAGAGCGAAAAAAGGGGGUAUCCAAU